Cimex lectularius (bed bug) is the source of this 1168-nucleotide messenger RNA. It is a transcript of the gene CHMP2B, whose product is annotated as charged multivesicular body protein 2b. Gene Ontology annotation, cellular component: multivesicular body; ESCRT III complex. Lineage: Eukaryota; Metazoa; Arthropoda; Insecta; Hemiptera; Cimicidae. The record is from RefSeq and is a predicted model, not a curated record. The transcript is spliced from 6 exons. Gene Ontology annotation, biological process: endosome transport via multivesicular body sorting pathway; protein transport; late endosome to vacuole transport. The coding region runs from base 139 to 771 and encodes 210 amino acids.
UUCAAGGCGCCAGUUAUUUGAUAUCACUUGUAAAGGCUCUGACAUGGGUUCACCAAAGUGCCUCUUGUGAAAUACUUUUAUUCACUCUUGUAUUGAAACAUUUUUUUUAUACUGUGCCUGUUUUUAAGUUUAACCAGAAUGGACUGGUUUUUCAACAAACAACCAACGCUUAAAGAGCAACAGAGAGCCAACGAGAAAAAUCUUCGCAAAGCUUCCAGGGACGUUGAAAGGGAGAAGAGGGAGAUCGAAAGGGAAGAAAAAAAAUUGGAGUUAGAAAUAAAAAAAGCAGCAAAAGAUGGAAAUACAGCGGCAUGCAAAAUUCUGGCAAAACAGUUGGUCCAGCUCAGGAAACAGAAGAACCAAUCUUUAAAUUUUAACUCGAAGAUUCAAGGGAUAUCGUCUCAGAAUCGUAUGAUGGGCGUUAACGCUAAAUUGUCUGAUGCCGUGUCGACAACAGCUGCUACAAUGAAAAACAUAAACGCGGUGAUAAAACCUGAAAAAAUGGCUGCCGAUAUUAGAGCAUUCCAAAAUGCAUCUAUGAAAAUUGACAUGUCUGAAGAGAUGAUUAACGACACUUUAGAUGACAUCCUCAAUGAAUCAGGCGAUGAAGAAGAAUGUGACAUGUAUGUUAAUAAAGUACUCGAUGAAAUCGGAAUUGAAAUAGCAGGAAAGGUAGCUACAGCUCCCUCUGCUGGCACAAGCAGCUUAAAAUCUGAACGACUUCCCACUGCAGAAGAACUCGAAGAAAAAAUGGCCAAAUUACGUCACUAAAUGCUUUUAUAUUUCAUAUAUUUUUUAAAUUAUCAUAACAUGCUAGUAUUAUUUUUUAUAAAUAAAUAACCAUAAAAAUCAUACUGUAGAAAGUAUCUAACAAAAUUGCCCUUCCUAUAAAUGUCAAAAAGGAGAUAAGUAGGUUGGGGUAAUGAGUAAAAUAUGACUUAAUUUGAGGUUCAUACAUAUUGUAAUUGUGAUAAACAUGAUUUUUAAAAUAAUAACAAUAUUGCCAUUAUAAUAAUUUUAAUGCAAUAUCACUUUGGCAAUAAUAUAAUUGAAAUGAUGUAUAAUAAAAUUAAAUAUAUAAAGAAUCACGAAGCUCCCUCAGGCUGUUAGAUGAUUAAUAAUACACAAUAAUAAUAUGAAUAAUAAAAAGUAGCAUUCUUGGAAUGAA